Psylliodes chrysocephalus is the source of this 1297-nucleotide messenger RNA. Lineage: Eukaryota; Metazoa; Arthropoda; Insecta; Coleoptera; Chrysomelidae. The record is from the annotation of a GenBank genome assembly.
AUGACUAUAGAAAAAAUGCAUCGACUAUAUUCUAAAGAAGUUCCUAAUCCUUCUAAGAUAGCCGUUAUAGCAGCAGUAACCAAUCCCAGAUUUAAAAUGAGAUGGUUGAGUGCCUUCAAAGAUAAUAAUGUUCAAGUAACCUCAAAAGAUAUUCAAUCUUGGAUAUCGAGUAUUGUUUUGGCCUUUAAAGUAUCAGUUGAACCCGACUUGACAGCCCAAGAAGACCUUGAAGACGUUUUUUUUUAUUUUAAGGAUAAUCCGAGUUUUGGGCGAAGACCAGUUCCUGAUCAUACCACUCUUUUGACAAAUGAUUUUAAAGGACAUGAACAUUAUAUUUCCAGCAUUUUAAAUAAUGCUGUUCAGUCACCACUAAUGAUGGAAUUGUAUUCUUUUAAAGUUAGUUUUAAAUAUAACUGUUGUGAACAAUUGUAUAUUAAACUUUUUGAAAACAAUGAAGAACCAAUAGUUUUAUCAAUACAGCAGUCAAAAGCAUAGUUUGAUCAGAGAAAAUUUCGUGUUACUGGAUCACGAGUUUAUGGUUUGUAUACCUAUUCUGGAAACGACUGGGAAAACAAAUCCAUAAAGUAUUUUUAUCCGAUUUUUAUCCAAAUUUUACGAAUAAAUUUAUUAAACAUGGAAUUAAAUAUGAAGCUGAGGCUAGAGAUGUUUUCAAGGAGAAAACUGGCUUCAUGGUUACAGGAUGUAGGUUAUUAAUUUUACAUUCUAAUCCUUGGCUCGGAUACUCCCGUGAUGGGAUUAUAAUGAAGGAAGAUAAACCUGUAGCUUUAUUAGAAAUUAAAUGCUUAUACAAUGAUAGUUCAGCUACAAUUAACGAAAUACUUCCAAAGGCAGCAUUUUUGAAUGAAAGUCAUGACUCUUUUAAACUGAAAAAAAGACAUCAAUAUUAUGGCCAUAUACAGUUGGGUAUGGCUAUGUUAAAUUUGCCAAAAUGUUAUUUUGUAGUAUAUGCCUCAUUUGACAAAUCAUUACAAAUAUUUGAAGUAGAUUUUGACUAUGAAUUUACCAAAGAAAUGUUAUUUACUGUCAAAUAUAAUUUUUUUCAAAAAAUAAUUCACAAUUUGUGUGCUAACAUAUAAAUAAAUAUUAUUUAUAAAUAUUUAGUUAAUAAAGUGUAUAUUUUUUAUAAUUUUAAUCUUAUUAGUUUUUCCCUUCCAUUUAAAUUUACAUAAAAACAUUCUAGCCUCAUUUUCUGUAUAUUUUAAAAGUAUUACAAAUUUUACCAAAUACAGAAAAACCAAACUUAAAAUCACAUUACAUAGAGAUCAUAAUUACAAAU